Molecule: messenger RNA, 3132 nt
Organism: Magnolia sinica
Lineage: Eukaryota; Viridiplantae; Streptophyta; Magnoliopsida; Magnoliales; Magnoliaceae
Product: transcription factor bHLH143
Exons: 4
Coding region: 924-1955 (343 amino acids)
Molecular function (GO): protein dimerization activity
Source: RefSeq, a predicted model, not a curated record
CCUUUUCUUCACCACUUCUUUGUUUGACUCUCUCUCUCCCUCUCUUUCUCUCUCUCAGAUCUGCCGCGCGAUCGGAUUUCUCUUCUUCGGAGGUCGAUUUUCUCUUUGAUUUUUAACGGGAUCUUGAUUAGUUGCAGAAGUGCAAAUUUUCAUAGAGAUAAAGAAGAACAGUAUGCGGUGGCUGAUUCUUAGUCUGUCUGUUGAUGUGUUCCGGAAAGUCAUCUCCUUGAACUUGUAUUGCAGAGUUAUCCUGUAACUCCCCUCGAUAGCUUGAUCUCAACCGUUGGUUCUUUUCCUCGUUUCUUUUAAGUCCAUGGCAUCGACGCUCUUCGUCCUCAUCCCUUGCUACUUCCGUAGAAUUAGCUAGAAAAACCUCAAAAAUCCCUCCUUUUAAUCCUCUGCUCUAACUCGAUCUCCGGUCCUUAAAUAGAAUUCUUCGACAGCGCUCUGUCUUUCCUUUCUGUUUCGCACUUUACUUUUCCAGCCCUGCCUUGAAUCGAAUCCCUGUUGUUUGAAAUACAUUUGAAUUGCCUGCUCUCAAUUGCUAUCUGUCUCUCCCUUUCUGGUCUGUAGUUUCUUAUUUCUUCGUGCGAUUUAGGGGUGUUUAUUUAAGGUCAUCGAACGGAGUAAUGGUGUGCCAAGCAGCGAGCCAAACGAGAUUCCGGGCGUUGAAACAUGAGAAUGGAAUUGCAGGGAGCGCGACCAUCAUCGUGAGAGUAAUAGCAUGCUUUCAACCUUUGCAGGAUUGCCAGGCUGAGUAUUUCCGACAUCUGCUGAAACCUGUUACGUAGGUUGGCUUGUGUUUUUGGUUGUUUGAAUUUUAAGCUGGAAAUUUCAUAUUGGAAAGAAGAAGAGUGUUGUCGAGGUUGCGUGUUGCUGAGACCAUCUUCUGGUUAUUGCUUCAGGCUUCUCGGAUUGUUUCGAUGGGGAAAGACUGCGGGUCUUGGCUUUAUGGGCAGAAGCUUUCUCCAUGGCAAUCACCCAAUUUGAACUGUGGGAGUGGUCCGCCGGAUUCUGGGCCACAAAAUAUCAUUCAUCCAAUGCCAUUCCCUGCGUAUGCAAACCCAUAUGCCAGGAUGGACUCUUCAACCAGAAUCAUUCCUGGGCUCGUGGGUUCUGAUGUUCCUGAGCUGAAAUCAGCGGGCGGAAAUGAGCUACAAGCAUGGCAUUGCUGUUAUACCCGCCAGACAUCCAGUCGGAUUCCCCAAUCUACGCUUGAGGAAAAGUUCUCUGCUUCUCGAUGCAGUGAGACUGCACCCAAUCAGAAGAAAUUUGUUGUCUUCGAUCACUCGGGAAACAGAACGAGCUUAAUUUUUAGUUCUGUCGGGUAUCCCUUACAAAACCCAUUUGCUGCAGAUCUGGUGCCACACCGCUUCGAUAAUUUUCCCACAGAAUCACCAGUGAACAAAGAUACUAUUAUCCCCGGCUCUGUGAAAGAUUCAUUCUGGGGUGGGUUCAAUGAGCAUUGCCCGAAUGAUGUUUCCGGAGGGCAAGGCAGCGAGAUGCACGAGAACACGGAAGAAAUCGAUGCACUGCUAUACUCGGAUGAAGACGAUGAAGAAACUAGCACCGGCCAUUCCCCAAGCAAGAUGACUGGAUACGUGGGGAAAGAAGGAGCCAAGGAGGACAGUGCGGGAGUGGCUAGUUGUUCCCUCACGCCAAUCAAACGCAGGAGACUUGAAGGAGUGUGUGAUAGGUCACUCGAGGAUACUGCGAGUUCAGGCAAAACAUGGCAACAUGAGGAGGAUGCUGAGUCGAGCUGCAUAAAGGGCAUGAUUCAGGGAGGAAGAGAUGGGCCAUCAGCUAGCAAGAGGUUGAGGAGGGAGAGAAUACGUGAGGCGGUGGGCGUGCUUAGAAGCAUAAUUCCGGGUGGGAAGGGAAAGGACGCCACUGCAGUUCUGGACGAAGCUAUCCGGUACCUGAGGUCCUUGAGGCUGAAGGCCAAAGCUCUGUAAGGAGCUGUUCUAUCUUGUCACUGGAAGGAGCCCUGCUGACGGGGCUGUGCAUUUGGAUUUGACAGUGUACGGGCACAUGAGUGCGAGAUCCAGGGCAAUAAUCUGGUGGUCCAUAGUCCCUGUCAUGAGCUCUGCCGAAAAUUUGAGGUGAUCAUCUAAUCCAAUCAGUUGGGGCCAAAACAAUGGUUGGUUAGAAAAACUAUGAUUAGUUAGCAUGGCCCAUCCAAGACCGUGGGGCCCGUGUGAUGGGAGGACUUGGAUAUUGCACGAAUGUGUCAGCUAAGUGCACCUGUUCCGGCGUGCACAUCCCCUUCUGGGUUCAUCGUAUCUUAGGAAAUACAGUAGGCAGCAGCAGCAGCAAUAGUAAGGAGAUAUAAAGGGUGUUGUGUAUAAUGCCUUCCUUGAGGCGGGGUGCGCAUGAUAAGGUAGGGUAGGCUUCAAUGAUUAAAGCGGGAAAUCACUGGUAUUUGGUGCUUUUGUUUUUGGAGGGGGUUGGUUGUGUGUUUUAAGGCGGAUGGUGGUGGAUGAUAGCAUGAUGCCCUAAUUAAGGGGGAUAAAAGGGUUAAAAGAUGGUGGGUUUGGUAUAUUGGUGUUGACUGUGGAAUUAUUGAGAAGGGUGGGGUGGAUUUUAGACGUGGGCCAUGCAUGCGUGUGGGUGGAUGUGAAAUGAGGAGAGAGAGAGAGGCUAUCUGGGCCCCACAAGGUGGGGGAGGAGGAGGAAGUGCGCAUGCGCGUUAGGUGGUCUGGGACGGCUUGAAGAACGGAGGACUAUUUUAGCUUUGGUUUCUACGCCCUCGUUUGUUCUUUUUUUAAAAUUGAGUUCUCUGUUUUUAUUAUUGUCCGGAUAUGGUAUGAUGAUUCCCUGUUUGGAUGGGUCGAUGCUCUUGGCUUGGGGUCUUUUGUUUUCACGUGUGAUCUGUGAAUAAAAGAUAGGAAGCAGAAGCAGGCUGUGGUCCCACCCUCGGGUCAACUCGUGUGAGUUUAACUCGCUUGAGACCCUAUUUAUAUGUGGUCGGUUAUAUGAUUGUAUGGCUGCUGCUCGUACGUGUGUAAGGUUGUAUUUUUCUCUCGUUUGUGUAGGUGGUUUGAUGUUGUAUGUGAGUACACGUUUAAAAUGGUUUGAUGUACACGUCCUUUCGUUUUUAUUGAUAGAUGUCACGUGCGUACUUUUGUGUUA